Molecule: messenger RNA, 1086 nt
Organism: Pedinophyceae sp. YPF-701
Lineage: Eukaryota; Viridiplantae; Chlorophyta; Pedinophyceae
Source: the annotation of a GenBank genome assembly
AUGUUCAGCGCGUCCAGCACGCCCCCCGCGGCCGCGGCCGCCAAGCGGCCGGCCCACGGCCUCAUGCGCGUCCUCACUCUCCUGUGCGUGCUCGCGGUCGGCGCCGCGGCGCUCUCGCACGCCACGGCGGCCGCGCGGGGCCCGGCAGGCGCCCCGGCCGUGCUCGACAGGGCAACGGCCGCCCUCCGCUGGUGGACGCGCGGGAACUACGAGGGCUCCUGGGCGGCGGAGAAGGCCCGCCGCAUCGAGCUCAUCCGGGAGGAAAACGACUGGAAGAACGACCUCCUGCUACACGACCUCCUCCACCUCCCCCGGGCCUGGACCGAGCCGCUCCCGCGCCUCGCGCGGUCCUGGGCGCGCAACUACGUCGGCGUCAACCUCGUGUACUUCGCCGUGGGGGCCCUCUGGUGCUACAUGUGCUACUUCGUCUGGGGCAGGGAGCUGUACAACAAGGGGGAGCGCAUUCCCGCGUGGAAGGACGUUUGGGAGCAGAUGAAGGUGUCGAUCAUCGCGAUGCCGGGCUACGCGCUGUUGCCGGCGACGUCGGAGUGGGUGGUGGAGCGCGGGUGGACGCUGGUGUACCCGCGCGUGGACAACUACGGCGCGCCGGCGUUCUUCGCGAUGUUCUUCUUCUACAUGUGCUGCGUGGAGUUCUGGGUCUACUGGAUGCACCGCUCCCUGCACUGGGGCUUCCUAUACACGCAGCUGCACGCCACGCACCACAAGUACAACAAGGAGGGCACGCUGUCGCCCUUCGCCGGCCUCGCCUUCCACUGGCUCGACGGCGUCAUCCAGGCGUUCCCGUACUGCUUCAUGCUCCUGACGGUGCCAGUGCACUUCCUGUCGCACGAGCUCAUCCUGUUCGGCACGGGCGUGUGGACGACGAACAUCCACGACUGCCUGCACGCCAACGUCGCCCCCGUCAUGGGCGCCGGCUACCACGCCAUUCACCACAUCACCUACCGCCACAACCACGGGCACUACUUCACGUACAUGGACCGCAUCUUCGGGACCCUGUAUACCCCCGAGGAGUUCGGCUACCACGCCGACGACCACAAGGAGGCGAAGACCGUGAAGGCGGAGUGA